AGUUUUAAAAAUGUAAUGAUUUAUUUUGUGCUGUUAUUCUUGUUUAAAAAAAUGAAGCUUAGGAAUUUAACUAACUAUAUUAAAUCAUAGAACGCUAUCGUUCUACAAAUGCAUUUAAGUGUGAUGUUUAUAUUGUUGACAUGGGCUCGAUUGCUUCAGUCCUCCAGUGGCAUUGUAGUUCAUGUUCGUUAAUAAACCCCACUGAUCGAGUAACAUGCAUUCGAUGUAAUGUACAUAGAAGUUAUGAAUGCAGGAAAAAAGUUGAUCAACUCAAAACACGGACCAUUCAUGGAUGUCCAACUCCCUAUGUCACAGAUAUUCUUUGUGCGGAGGCAGAAAUUGCCGCUGGAGCAUUAAGGCUUGAUGAUGCUGACCCGACCAAUAUCGACCACAAACCAAGUGUAGUAAAACUUCAAUUUAAAUCUGUUAUUUUACAACGUCGUAAAUCAUGGAAUGGUUUUGAAGAUCAAUUUCGUACUUCUUUAAGACCAUCAAAAAGUUCAACAUUACUCACAACUGAAAAUGAUUCUUGGUUAUGUAAUGCGUGUAGAACUAGAAAUUUUUCAACUCAACAAUGUCAAAACUGUAAUUCGUUUAGAGAAACUAAAGAACAAAAAAAUAAAUUUAUUCCUAUUACAAUUAAUAUUCCAAAGGACUCGGACAAAAAAUCCACAAGUAAUUGGUCAUGUGAAAAAUGUUCCUUUUCAUUAAAUCAGUUUUGGUCUGACUCUUGUGAAUCAUGUGGUUGGAAUGCUAUAACAAUGAUGCGUGAUUGUGUUCGUUAUACUCCUCCCAAGAAAAAAUGGACGUGUAAACGGUGUACUCUACUUAAUGAUCCUAAUACAACAGUUUGCAAUGCUUGUGGCGGAUCAAAAGCCAAAAGCCUUUGCCCGGAUGAUGGAACAUUACGUGAGUUUUGGACAUGUGAUAAAUGUACAUUGAAAAAUAGAUUAUCCACAUUAGUAUGUAAAGCCUGCAAAACAGAAAAAAGAGCAAAUAAAAAAAGACGAUCAGACAGUCAAUGUCCAACUUGUACAUUUGAAAAUGAACUAAAUGCUAAACAAUGUGCUAUGUGUCAUAAACAUCUUGAAUCUGAAUACUAUUCAUCGAUAUUAAUAUCAAAUCAUCCAAAGAAACAAAGUGAAUUAAUGGAAAACUUGAGAAGAAUUGAAGAGCAAGAAGCACGAGAAAAAUGGAAUGAAAUAGUUCUGUUUUGUAUUCAAAACAGUCAAGAAUUUGUUGAUGAUUCUUUUCCUCCAGCUUCAAAGUCUUUAUAUUAUACUGAAAAACAUGAGAGUUGUCGAGUAACUCAAUGGUUAAGACCUGAAUCUAUUAUUUGUUCGGAAUUGGAUAAAGAGUUAUGUUGGACUGUUUUUAGAAAACCAAAACCAUCAGAUAUAAUUCAAGGUAUUUUGGGCAAUUGUUGGUUAUUGAGUGCUUUAACAGUCUUAGCAGAACGUGAAGAUUUAGUUAGACAUGUUAUGGUUACCAAAGAUUAUUGUGAACAAGGUGCAUACCAAGUUCGACUUUGUAAAGAUGGUAAAUGGACUACAGUUCUUGUUGAUGAUUUAUUACCUUGUGAUAAUCGAGGAAAUCAAGUUUAUAGUCAGGCUAAACGCAAACAAUUAUGGGUUCCCUUAAUUGAAAAAGCAAUAGCUAAACUUCAUGGUUGCUAUGAAGCACUUGUUUCGGGUAGAGCAAUAGAAGGACUUGCUACUUUAACAGGUGCUCCUUGUGAAAGUGUCCCAUUACAACCAUCAUCAGUACCAACUGAAGAUGAACUAGAUCGUGAUUUAAUAUGGGCUCAACUAUUAAGUUCACGCCUUGCUGGUUUCUUAAUGGGUGCAUCUUGCGGUGGUGGCAACAUGAAAGUUGAUGAAGAUGCUUAUCAAAGUAAAGGACUAAGACCAAGGCAUGCUUAUUCUGUAUUGGAUGUCCGAGAUAUUGAUAGUUAUCGAUUAUUGAAAUUAAGAAAUCCCUGGGGUCAUUUUUCUUGGAAUGGUGAUUGGUCUGAUGAUUCAGAUAUGUGGACAGAUAAUUUAAAAACUAUGUUGAUGCCAGAUGGAUGUUGUGAAGGAGUAUUUUGGAUAUCAUAUGAUGACGUAUUAAAGUACUUUGAUUGUAUUGAUAUUUGUAAAGUAAGGAAUAAUAUGUGGAAUGAAGUAAGGCUUAAAGGAUAUCUGCCACCAUUAUCUUCAACUGAUCACUUGUCAUGUGUUGUCCUUACGGUCUCAGAACCAACUGAAGCAGAAUUUACACUUUUUCAAGAGGGACAAAGGAAAUCAGAAAAAUGCAAUAGAAGUCAACUUGAUUUAUGUGUAGCAGUGAUGAGAAGCAGAGAAGUUACAUCUGAAAAACCUAUCUACAUUGGUCGUUUAGUUGAACACAGUAAACGACAAGUCCGUGGAUUUGUUAGCUCCCAUAAAAUGUUAGAACCAGAUGUUUAUGUUGUUGUUUGUUUAGCAUUUAAUCAUUGGCAUACAGAUUUGGUAGACCCUUCAGUUUAUCCUGAAUUUGUGUUGGCGAUUCAUAGCUCUAAACGUUUACUAGUAGAACAAGUAUCUCCACCUUCCUUUGUUUUGGCUGAUACAAUUAUAAACUUGACUUUAGCAAAAGGGCAAAGACAUGAAGGAAGAGAAGGUAUGACGGCUUACUAUUUAACUAAAGGAUGGGCUGGACUUGUUGUAGUAGUAGAGAACCGUCAUGCUAACCGUUGGAUACAUGUAAAAUGUGAUUGUCAAGAAAGUUAUAAUGUGAUGUCCACUAGAGGAUUGCUGAAAACUAUUGAUUCUGUUCCACCUCUACAUCGACAAGUUAUAAUUGUAUUGACUCAAUUGGAAGGAAGUGGAGGGUUUUCAAUUGCUCACAAAUUAACCCAUAGAUUAGCUAAUCAAGCUGGCCUUCAUGAUUGGGGACCAUCAGGUUGUUCUCAUUUACCACAAAUACAAAAAUCUAUUGAAGGAUUACAUUCUCCUAGACUGAUUACUUAAUUUUGUAAGGCAAAAUGUAUGGUUUAUAUACGUUUCUGUGAUUUUUGUUUACUUUUUUUUUUAUUAUUAUUACUUUAUUUAGUGUGAGUACAAAUAAUUAAAUUAGGAAGCCCAAAACUAUUGUAAAUACAUUGCAAAUAAAUUAUAUGAUUUAAA
Sipha flava (yellow sugarcane aphid) is the source of this 3146-nucleotide messenger RNA. RefSeq names its product calpain-D-like. Gene Ontology annotation, molecular function: calcium-dependent cysteine-type endopeptidase activity. Lineage: Eukaryota; Metazoa; Arthropoda; Insecta; Hemiptera; Aphididae. Bases 141 to 2990 code for a protein of 949 amino acids. The record is from RefSeq and is a predicted model, not a curated record. Gene Ontology annotation, cellular component: cytoplasm. Gene Ontology annotation, biological process: proteolysis. The transcript has 12 exons.